Messenger RNA from Gadus chalcogrammus (walleye pollock), 2384 nucleotides. RefSeq names its product calpain 3a, (p94) (gene capn3a). The record is from RefSeq and is a predicted model, not a curated record. Gene Ontology annotation, molecular function: calcium-dependent cysteine-type endopeptidase activity; calcium ion binding. Gene Ontology annotation, cellular component: cytoplasm. NCBI's taxonomy places the organism in Eukaryota, Metazoa, Chordata, Actinopteri, Gadiformes, Gadidae. Gene Ontology annotation, biological process: proteolysis; negative regulation of apoptotic process. The transcript has 21 exons. Bases 1 to 2157 code for a protein of 718 amino acids.
AUGCCCUACACGCCGUCCGGCUUUUUCUGCGACCGUCUGAUCCGGGAGCGCGAGCGGCGCGACGGGGAGGGGUCCCUGGGCAAGCCGCUGCGCUUCAGCGGGCAGGACUUCGCCGCGCUCAAGCAGGAGUGCCUGCAGAAGAAGAGCCUGUUCGAGGACGACACCUUCCCCGCCACCGUGGAGUCCCUGGGCUACAAGGAGCUGGGGGCCAAGUCCAACAAGGUCAAGAACAUCGUCUGGAAGAGGCCCAAGGAAAUCUGUGAGAACCCUGAGUUCAUUGUGGGCGGAGCCAGCAGGACAGACAUCUGCCAGGGAGACCUGGGGGACUGCUGGCUGCUGGCAGCCAUCGCCUGCCUCACGCUGUACGAGAAGCUGCUGUACCGCGUGGUUCCCCAGGAGCAGAGCUUCUCCGACGGAUACGCCGGCGUCUUCCACUUCCAGUUCUGGCGCUAUGGCGACUGGGUGGAUGUUGUCAUUGACGACCGCAUCCCCACCUUCAACAACCAGCUGGUGUUCACCAAGUCUGCCGAGAGGAAUGAGUUCUGGAGCGCCCUUCUGGAGAAGGCCUACGCCAAGCUCCACGGCUCGUACGAGGCCCUGAAGGGAGGCAACACCACAGAGGCCAUGGAGGACUUCACCGGGGGGGUGACCGAGUUCUACGAGAUGAAGGAGGCCCCGAAGGAGCUCAACAAGAUCAUGAAGAAGGCCCUGGAGAGGGGCUCACUCAUGGGCUGCUCCAUCGAUUCCCUGGUCCCGGCCCGUUUUGAGACCCGGACCACCACUGGCCUGGUGAAGGGCCACGCCUACUCUGUGACCGCUGUGCAGGAGUGCAAGCACACCACGACCAAGGACUCCAAGGUGCGCCUGGUGCGCCUCAGGAACCCCUGGGGCCAGGUCGAGUGGACCGGCCCCUGGAGCGACAACUCCAAGGAGUGGACCUCCCUCUCCAAGGAUGAGAAGGAGAAGCUCCAGCACCAGAAUGCCGAGGACGGAGAGUUCUGGAUGUCCUUCGAGGACUUCAAGAAGAACUUCACCAAGAUCGAGAUCUGCAACCUGACCCCUGACGCCCUGGAGGACGACAAGAUCCACAAGUGGACCGUGUCGGUGAACGAGGGCCGCUGGGUGAGGGGCUGCUCCGCCGGGGGCUGCCGGAACUACCCAGACACCUUCUGGACCAACCCGCAGUACCGCCUGCGUCUGCUGGAGGAGGACGACGACCCCGAGGACAACGAGGUGGCCUGCUCCUUCGUGGUGUCCCUGAUGCAGAAGAACCGCAGGAAGGAGCGCAAGAUGGGCGCCAACCUCUUCACCAUCGGCUUCGCCAUCUACGAGGUGCCAAAGGAGAUGCACGGCAACAAGCAGCACAUGCAGAAGGACUUCUUCCUGGCAAACUCGUCCAAGGCCCGCUGCAAGUCCUACAUCAACCUGCGCGAGGUGACCCAGCGCUUCCGCCUGAGCCCCGGGGAGUACGUCAUCGUGCCCUCCACCUACGAGCCCCACCAGGAGGGCGAGUUCCUCCUGCGCGUCUUCUCCGAGAAGAGGAACACCUCAGAGGAGAUAGAGAACAGGAUCGAAGCGGACCAUCCAGUGCCGGCUCCUGCCUUGGCGGUGGGGGAAGAGAGCGAAGAGGACCAGAAAUUCCGGACGAUUUUUCAGGAGAUAGCCGGAGACGUGAGUGAAGGCGAGAUGGAGAUCACAGCCAACGAGCUGAAGAACCUGCUCAACAAAGUCGUCUCCAAGAACCAGGAGCUGAACACGGAGGGCUUCAGUCUGGAGACGUGUCGGAGUAUGAUCGCCCUGAUGGACAUGGACGGCACCGGUCGGCUAAACCUCCAGGAGUUCAGACACCUGUGGAACAAGGUCAAACAGUGGCAGGGGAUCUUUAAGCACUACAGCGUGGAGCAGUCUGGGAGCAUCAGCAGCUACGAGAUGAGGAAUGCCGUCAACGAUGCCGGCUACCGUCUCAAUAACCAGCUUUACGACAUCAUCACCAUGCGCUACGCCAACGAGAGCAUGAACAUCGACUUCGACAGUUUCAUCAGCUGCCUCGUGCGCCUGGAGGCAAUGUUCAGAGCUUUCCAGGCCUUCGAUCAGGACGGAGAUGGAUCCAUCCGGCUCAGCGCUCUGGAGUGGCUCCAGCUGACCAUGUACGCCUAGGACGCCGCCAACGACCUCCAUGUGACCCCCUGUUCCACGGGGGACCAGAAGGCCCGGCCCCUUACCUCAGUACCCCCGUUAGGUCCGACAUCACUUCCUGUCUUUCCUCCCUGGGGCCUGAGCUGGCAACAACACCUACUACUACUACUACUACUACGACCACCUUCGUCAUCGUCACUUCCCCGCCUCCCUCCUCUUCCUCUUGGCAUCACUUCACACUGCAUCAG